AUGAAUCAAACAUUAAUAUUUGAUGAACAACCAUUUUUUACUCGUGUUUGUGAUAAAUAUUUUUAUUCAUCUGAAUGGUUAACAUUUUCUAUUUUUGCGUAUAUUACAUUUCAAACAGUAUUUUGGUCUUAUAAUUUAUUUCUUUUAUAUAUUGAAUAUAAUGAUAUACCUUUAUUUGAUAAAUAUCGCAUACAAAAACACAAACCAAAACUUCGAUUUCAACCUGAUGUUGUCUAUCAAAUGAAAAAAGGUGUUAUUGAGCAUCAAUUAGGACUGUUUAUUUUUAUACCGUUACUAUAUCCUUUAUUAAAUCUAAUUGGUCAUGUUUCUGUUCGUUCAGCAAUACCAACUUUAUUUACAAAUAUAUGGCAAAUUAUAUUAUUUGUAUUAAUUGAUGAUUUUCUAUUUUUUUGGACACAUUAUUUAUUUCAUACACGUUGGUUAUAUAAACAUAUACAUAAAAAACAUCAUUUUUAUAAACAACCAACAGGUGUUGUAUUUGCUUUAGGUGAUCCAUGGGAGACUUUAUUGCAAAAUCAACUUGGUGUUUUAUUAGGGCCAAUAUUAUUAAAAGAAAAACAUUUAUUUACAUUAUGCUUGUGGGUAUGGAUUCGUACAUAUCAAACAAUAAAUGGUCAUUCUGGUUAUAAUAUACCAUAUAUGGGUAUACAAUAUUAUUUUCCAUGGUUAAUGUCUGGUACACUACAACAUGAUUAUCAUCAUGAACAUGCUAAGAUGAAUUAUGGAAGUUUUUUAACAUUAUGGGAUCGGUUGAUGAAUACACAUAUAGUAAAAGAAAAUAUUGAUUGA
Molecule: messenger RNA, 810 nt
Organism: Rotaria sp. Silwood1
Lineage: Eukaryota; Metazoa; Rotifera; Eurotatoria; Philodinida; Philodinidae
Source: the annotation of a GenBank genome assembly